This is a messenger RNA of Medicago truncatula (barrel medic), 1720 nucleotides long. Its product is annotated as probable receptor-like protein kinase At5g20050. The transcript has a single exon. The record is from RefSeq and is a predicted model, not a curated record. The coding region runs from base 151 to 1509 and encodes 452 amino acids. Gene Ontology annotation, molecular function: protein kinase activity; ATP binding. Lineage: Eukaryota; Viridiplantae; Streptophyta; Magnoliopsida; Fabales; Fabaceae. Gene Ontology annotation, biological process: protein phosphorylation.
ACAUCUUUUAUCUGUAAUUGCAAGCAAAACUGCUGAACUAAUCAACUCUUCAUGUUCUCACAAGAAUAUUACAAAGGUGAGAAAUCUAAUAAUUCAACUUUUAUCUUCCAUUCCAUCUUUAUCAUAAAACAUAAAAUGUGAAGUUCUGAUAUGGAAGAUAAGAGAGUGAAUAUAAUCGCUGCUAUAUCAGUGGUAACACUGAUUAUCAUCAUAAUCAUUGCACGUAUUUUGUUAAAGCUGUCAAAGGCUUUCUUCCUCAUCUGUGGCGCUGGCGUGGCUGUGAUCCUUGCAGUAUUUGGUUUUGUUUUUCUCAGCUUAAUCUACAAACGCAGACGGAGAAUAUUGGAAUCACAGUUGAAAUCAGAAGGUCAAGAGAUUCGAAUAGAGUACAGUUUCUUAAGAAAGGUUGCAGGGGUUCCAACAAAGUUCAGAUACAAUGAGCUUGAGGAAGCAACAGAUGGAUUUCAAUCACUUAUUGGAAGAGGUUCUUCGGCUUCGGUUUUCAAAGGAAUUCUCAAUGAUGGAACUUCGGUUGCUGUGAAAAGAAUUGAUGCAGAAGAAAGAGGAGCAAGAGAAUUUAAAUCAGAAGUUGCAGCUAUAGCUAAUGUUCAUCAUGUGAAUCUUGUGAGACUUUUUGGGUAUUGUAAUUCUUCUUCAGCUCCUAGGUACCUUGUUUAUGAUUAUGUAUCAAAUGGAUCAUUAGAUUGUUGGAUUUUCCCGAAAAGGGAUUCGCAAAGGCGUCCACGUCCUGGUGGAUGCUUGUCGUGGAACUUGAGGUAUAAAGUUGCAAUUGACGUUGCUAAAGGACUCGCAUAUCUUCACCACGAUUGCAGAUCAAGGAUCUUACAUCUUGAUAUAAAGCCAGAAAAUAUACUCUUGGAUGAGACUUUUAGAGCACUUGUUUCAGAUUUCGGCCUUGCAAAGUUAACUGGUAAAGACGAAAGUCAAGCGGUGUCUACAAUAAGAGGAACAAGAGGUUAUAUGGCACCAGAAUGGCUUUUAGAAAAGGGUAUUUCAGAUAAAACUGAUGUAUAUAGUUACGGGAUGGUUUUAUUAGAGAUUGUUGGAGGAAGAAAAAAUGUGUGUUUGGUUGAAGACGAAAAGGACAAGUCAAAAAGGAAAUGGCAAUAUUUUCCGAAGAUUGUAAACGAGAAAGUGAAACAAGGGAAAAUCAUGGAAAUUGUUGAUCAUAGGUUAAUGGAAUGUGGUGGUGUUGAUGAGAGGGAGGUGAUUAAAUUGGUUUAUGUUGCUUUAUGGUGUGUGCAAGAGAAGCCAAGGUUGAGGCCUAGUAUGGCUAGAGUGGUUGAUAUGCUUGAAGGGCGUGUGAGAGUGGAUGAGCCACCAGGUACAAGAAUGAUUCUUGUUGAUUUUCUCAGUGUUGAUGAUGAUAAUGUUACAGAUAGUAAUAACUUGCCAAGGUUGGACACUAUGUCUAGUCAAGGAACACAAAGCAAUGUGGAAUGUAAUUCUACCUACUCUUUUGCUACUACUGUUUUCUCUGGAAGAUAGUAAUUAGUUGCUAUACUGGGCUUAUGAAACCGUGUUAUUUAUUUGAUUCUGCUUCAUGUUCUUCGUUUUGAAAAUUGCUCUUCUCCUUUUCAAAAUUGUUCAUUUCCGGACCCAUUUGGGUUGGUCUAAUGGUAUUGGUUUAGGAUUUGGGAGUAUGCUCCUCCUCAAAGUCUCAGGUUCGGUGCCAAUUUAGGUGGGUUAGUUUAGCUUC